CACAACAAUGCGAACAUGCUCCAAGUUGAUUGGAAAUAGCCAAGAUUUCACAACAAUUGCUCCCUUGUGGUCAUCAGACAGUACAUCAGACAGUUAAGCUGUGUUCGGUUUGACAGGACACACGCCUUCCUUCAACAUUUUAGCAAGAGGCAAGGAUGACAAUCGGUUGGAAGACGCUGGACGUUGGAGAGCAGGCUCUCAUCUACGACAUCCAAGGUCGUGCAAGGGUGGAGGAAGGACCGAAAAGGAUAUUCCUGUUCCGAGAGACGUUUAAGAGACUUGCGCGUUACAGCGCAAACCAGACUGAGUUCAUCAUUAUCACCAAUAAAAAUGGCCUUAAAGAGCACCUGCCUGGACCAGCUGUGGUUUACAAAAAUCCUCUUGUUCAUGAGAAUGUAUCAAUCUCAGACGGAAUUUCACUGGAUGCGAACGAAGUGCUUGUUUCGUACAGGAUUGAAGAGGACUGCAAUGUUCAGCGACACAUUCACUACGGCCCCAUGUUGUUCAUGCAAGAAGCCAGUGAAUGGCUUCACCUGUUUGAGUGGCACGGCAAAGACCCGGUGAGCAAGACAAGGAAAAUCCCAGGUCAGCUCAAGUUCACCAAACUCAGGGUCAUCCCUGACCAGUUCUACUACAACGUAGAGGAGGUAAGGACUGCCGACGAUGCUGUUAUCACUGUCAAACUGAUGAUCUUCUACGAACUAAAGAACAUUGAACAAAUGUUAAAUUCCACUCAAGACCCAAUUGCUGAUUUCAUCAAUUGUCUUUCUGCUGAUGUUGUGGCAUACGCGUCUAAACUCACGUACUUGGAAUUUAUUGAGAGAUCAGGAGAAUUAAACGAGAAUGCACGCUACCCUCAACUGCAUGAACGCUGCAAGGUGAUUGGCUAUGAAGUGUCUAAGGUGGUCUAUCGUGGGUACCAUGCGGAUGACAAACUUCAGAGGAUGCACAAUCGGGCAGUGGCAGAGAGAGCCAAACUCAAAAUUAAUUUUGAAAAAGAGCAACAGGAACAGAGUUUAACAGAUUUUCAGCUGGAACGAGAAAUGGAGCGGAUAGAGACAGAACAGAAGAUGGAAGUAGAAGCAUUGGAACAUAUCCACAAGAUGGAGAAAGCCCAAAUGCUACACAGGCUAAAACUGAAGACUGAAGAGCAAGAGGAGAUAAUCCAACAGUACAUAGAGCAGAAACAGAGCAGUCUGCAGGGGAAGAAACUCGAAAAUGAUCAGAAAAUCCGCCAUUAUGGACAGCUUCAGCAGAUGAGCGUGGAUUUGACGCAGUACCUACUCAGUCUUUCGGAGAGACCCGAAAAGAUUGUGAGAGUUAUUGCUCCUUCUAAUGCUAACAACAUUCACUUCCAUCAUGACAGACUUUGAGCUCUGUGUGAAGGAUGGACAGUAGCUGCUAAGUUAAUGGUGGGGACCCGAAAAGGUCAUGGCCCCUGGUUAUGCGACUGACAUCAACCAUCAUCCGACAAACUUGAAGAACCAUGCAGGUCAUAGUUCAUGCGUGUAAAAGUAUAAAAAUUUUUCGCUGGCGAAAACUUUGUUUUAGUUAUUCAUGUAUAAUGUCAUACUUGUAGCACUCAGAUGUCAAAUUGUGUCAAAUAACACAAUUUGUGAAACAAAUGGUUUUUUUGGCUUUUUUUUUUGUAUAGCUUCAAUUUAUCUAAGCUUACAAAAUUAGACUUUAAAAUUUUUAUGGAUCAACUACAUCUACCUCAUGCUGUUCCAUCAAUUUUCCCAUUACAGAACUUUAUCCAGUCACACUCAGGCUGAUCAGUCCAUACUGGAACAUUGCCUAUAUAUUUUAUGUGUCAUCUUAUUUCAGUCUCUUUUGU
Molecule: messenger RNA, 1837 nt
Organism: Liolophura sinensis
Lineage: Eukaryota; Metazoa; Mollusca; Polyplacophora; Chitonida; Chitonidae
Exons: 13
Coding region: 156-1373 (405 amino acids)
Source: RefSeq, a predicted model, not a curated record